Messenger RNA from Salvelinus namaycush (lake trout), 847 nucleotides. Its product is annotated as OTU domain-containing protein 7A-like. Lineage: Eukaryota; Metazoa; Chordata; Actinopteri; Salmoniformes; Salmonidae. The record is from RefSeq and is a predicted model, not a curated record. Bases 1 to 726 code for a protein of 241 amino acids. Gene Ontology annotation, molecular function: DNA binding; zinc ion binding. The transcript has a single exon.
AUGCAGGGCCGCCACAGCCCCUCGCCCCACUCCUCCCCCAGCAACGGUGCUACCAGGAGACCGGGGUCCGUCCCACCUGUCCCCGGCCCCGUCCCAACUGCAGUCCCAGUGUCAGCCCACUACAGCCAUACCCCUCCCAUCCAGAGGUCCAGUAUCAUACACCUGAGAGACGUCAACCUCCAGGCCCUCCAGGCACCCAGCUUCCAGCCGGACGACCCCCAGCCCAGCUACAAGCCUCCUCUGGUGGGCACCCUGAAGACCUGUGCCACUUACCCCCAGCAGAACCGCUCUCUGUCCUCCCAGAGCUACUCUCCAGCCCGCCUGUCUGGGGUCCGUUUGGGCACCGGGGUCAACCACGCCCACCCGGGGGUCCCAGGCACCACGGAGCCCUACAACAUGCCUGGGGAGCACAAGUCCCAUACCUAUACCAAUGGCUUCAACGCGAGCCACAUACAGGACUGUCUGGAGUUCGCCGACGUCGACUUGCCUCAGACCUGGGGGAGCAGUAGCGUCACCAGGACGGGUUCGGGGUCCGACAAGGUCAAAAGUCAGAUGGGUAGCGCUGGUGGGGGUUGCCUGGUGUACUGCCUGCAGCAGAGGCGAUGCAAGAGGGAGAAGUGCUCCUUCUACGGGCGACCAGAGACAGAUAACUACUGUUCCUACUGCUUCAAGGAGGAUCUGAAACACAAGGAGAGGGAGGCCAAAGUCCUCAGUAGGCCUGGAUAGCCCCUGGUACCGCGCCAGCCAGAGGUGCUGCUACUCUAGCCUGGUGUACUAUCUAUCACACUACAGGUACUGCAAACCCUGCUGCUGACAACGCAACACAACAGAAGACAACAGAACUGUG